Messenger RNA from Dromiciops gliroides (monito del monte), 2874 nucleotides. RefSeq names its product archaelysin family metallopeptidase 1 (gene AMZ1). The transcript is spliced from 7 exons. NCBI's taxonomy places the organism in Eukaryota, Metazoa, Chordata, Mammalia, Microbiotheria, Microbiotheriidae. The record is from RefSeq and is a predicted model, not a curated record. Gene Ontology annotation, molecular function: metallopeptidase activity. Bases 816 to 2303 code for a protein of 495 amino acids. Gene Ontology annotation, biological process: proteolysis.
GAGAGAGAGAGAGAGAGAGAGAGAGAGAGAAAGCAGCAGAAGGAAGAUAUUCGGAGGGAGAAGGGGCAGGGGCUGCUGGAGUAGCCUGGAAAAUACGGCAGCUGCCCGGAAGAUCAUAGCAAUCCCACGCUGUGGGGGGAGAGGGGAGGCUUUCCCCAGGGAGGAGGGGGAUGCCCCUCGCAGAACUAAGCCCUUCUCAGAGAGAUGCUGCAGUUGGGGCUUUUGAAAAAACCUGGAUGCUAAUACACAGUGAAUUAUAAGAAGGGGUGGGGCGGCAGAUUCCAGAAUUGGGGCCAAAGAAACCCCCAAAGACGCCUACUUGUGAGCCACACCCCGGAAUGGAGAGAUCCACGGAAAUACCAGUUACUUUUUGAAAGGUCCCCAAGCAGAAAUGAAAUACUUUGGACAGGAGGAUAACCCUAUGGGCUGGCAGGCAUCAUUGUCACCCCAUCAUUGCCUCUAUUGAUCCUCAGUACCAAUCCAAUACCGGGACCUUGGGCGCCCAUUGGAAGGAAGCUCUCAAGGUCUCUUAACUGGCAAUGUGGACCUACCUGCUGGCCAUCUCUAAAGCCGUGUAGAUCAGCUCAAGAAGUUUUGGGUCACAAUCCUCUUUACAAAGGGAAAAGGUCUUUUGGAGCACCUUGAGAGCCAGGAGUUCGGCCAUACUUCAUCCUGGACUUUUGCUGUCCUCACAGAAUUUGCUCAGAAGAAGGACCCGGUGAGGUGAGCUCCUGGGGACUGGUGACCACUGAGGUCCGAUCAUCAACCUCUCCCUCCCAAGGCUCUCUGCUAGCUCGAGGACUUGCCUGGCAGCAAUGUUGCAGUGUAAGCAUGCCGAGGAGUUCAGUUUUGGUCCCCGGGCCCUAAAGGAUGCCCUUAUCUCCACCAACCCUGUUCUACAGGAACUCUAUGCUAAGGCGUUUUCCACCACUGAGAGACUUUUCCUCUCUGAAGCAUACAACCCACAGAGGACUCUCUUCUGUACGCUGGUCAUCAGGACUGCCUUUGACUGGCUCCUAAGCCACCCUGAUGCCCCAGAGGACUUUGAGACCUUCUACCACUCUCUCCUAAGGAGGAAACAGAGCACGUGCCGGAAGCAUAUUUACCUACAGCCAAUAGAUCUAAGAGAAGGACCUGUGGGGAGUUCCCUCCUGGACUGUCUCCGGGGAUGUGUGGAAUCUUUCUUCCUGGGGCUUAGGGUGAAGUGCCUUCCCUCCGUACCAAUCUCUUCCAUCCACUGCUGCUUCCGUCACAAUCGGGAUUCUGACAGGAUGCAGCUCCAUGCGGAUAGCAUUUUGACCUUCCUGAAAAACAAUAAACCUAUGGAUGCCCUGUGUGUGCUGGGCCUCACACUCAUGGACCUGUACCCCUGUGAAAACUGGAGCUUUACUUUUGGCAAAUCACUUCUGGGACAAGAAGUAGGAGUCUGCAGCUUUGCCAGGUUUUCAGCUGAUUUUGGCCAGGCUCCAGGGGCUGAGGAGAUGCCGGAGAUAACCCUGAGGGACAGAAAUCGGACAUUAUUCUUCAGCAGUCUGGAGAUGAUUCAAUGCUGCAAGGUCGCUUGUCAUGAGAUCUGCCACCUGAUUGGCUUGGGAAAUUGCCGCUGGCUGAGCUGCAUCAUGCAGGGAGCCCUGAGUUUGGAUGAGUCCCUCCUCCGGCCCUUGGAUCUUUGCCCAAUCUGCCUUCGCAAGCUGCAGUAUUUCACUGGAUUCAAGCUCAUUGAGCGAUACAAGAAACUCUAUGCUUGGAUUCAAACUGUGGCUGUGACGUGGCCCAGUCAGGAGGCAGGAGACUCGUCUGUGUCCGAGGAUGUCCUCCCCUUCAGCUCAGACUCAGGAAUGGGCUGUGAGAAUGACUCUGAAGCUGUCACAAGCCUGUCGGAGCCCCUCACCCCUGACACAUGCAGUCAUGCUUUCUCCAUUGGGCAGGAGCUCGAGCCUGAAGAGGGAAUGUGUUCCCUGGCAGACCUAGACAGCCAGCAACAGCUAGGAGACCCUGCUGGAGCUUCAGAUAUCAUCAAAGAUCAUGAACUGUGGCUGGCAACAUGCAUCUCUGCCCUGGAGAGGGAUGUCUCAGAGGAAGAGCUGGCUGAAGUAGAUGAGGCUGUGGAUGCCCUCGCUAGGUGGGACAUGUUCACAGGGCAACUCCCAGCCCCCAGAAAGGACCUGCCUUUCAGUAGAGACAAUGUAGGGCUACGAAAAGUCCUGGGGGACAAAUUCUCCUCCUUACGACGGAAGCUGAGCACAAGAAAACUGUCCAAAGCUGAAACCUCCCCUUGUAGAUGGAAGUGGGAAGACAAUUAGUAUAGCAAUACCACGCCUACCUUUCUUGACUCCUUUUUUGUUCCGGGUAGAAAAAAUUUCUCUUUUCCAUUUAUCAUUCCCUUUUUCCUCUUGAGAGCUGUUAUAUUUACACAGAAAACUGAGUUGAAAAGUAACCAAGGGCUCUAUGGAUGUAUCAGUGGGAUUCCAUUCCUCCCCACAAAUGCCUAUUUGUAUUAGAUUACAGAAUAAGAUUUAGUUUCUACCAUUUCCUUUACAGAAUCACAGAUCAAUAUUAGAAAGAACUCAGAGGCCAUCUAAUCCAACUUCUAUCUAAUCCUUCAUCCAUCCCCAAAUAGCCUUUGCUUGACAAACUGAAAGUGAAGGGAAACCCAAGGCAGACCAUUUCAUUUUGAGACAGUUCCGACAGUUAGGAAGUUUCAAACUCACAGAUUUUAUUCUGCCCACCUUUCCUCUCCCCUUCCCCAAAUCCCAACUCUAGACCUCAGACGUCCUUAGAGAUCCAGACGCUGAGCUGAGGUCAAAUGAAGUAACAUGGAAAGAGCCUUGUAGACCUUAAAGUGCUAUAUAAAUGCCAUUAUUAUUAUUAUUA